CCCUGCCACCUCCCUCCCUCUCUCUCUCUCUCCCUCUCUCUGUCUUUCUCUCUCUCUGAGUCCCAGCCCCUGAAGGUGUCAUAACUGUGCUCUCUCUCUCUCUCUCUCUCUCACUCACUCUCUAUCACCGCCUUUCAGAUCUUUAAAAGCUGGUGCUUUGCUGUGUCUCUCUCGAUCUCCAUUUGUCUCCUCUGGCACUGCAGGGGACUCAACCGGCAAAGCAAAGCACCAAGGAAAAGCUACUGUAGAAACGGGGAAGAAGACUGAGGAAAGGAGAGAGAAAGGAAGAGAGAGAGAGAGUGGGAGAGAGAGAGAGAAAUAUACAUCCAGAAAUAGCAUCAGCCACAUUUAACUGACAGAGAGUGACAGUGUGGAGAACCUGAGACCUGGACAGAAAAUGCCUAUCCUUUCUAACUUAACAACCGUUGUUUUGUUGCUGAUUGCCCACUGCGGAUCAUGGACCGGGGCGAACCGCUUGGGGCCCUUCAAGGUCUGUCCCUCCUGCAGGGAUCCACUGGGGGCAGGUCGGCCCCCCAGGGACCAUAACGCUGCUGGCAGCACGUCAGUGUUGGCCCAGGGAGAGCCCUGUGGCGUGUACACGCUGAGCUGUGCCAAGGGGCUCCGCUGUGUUCCCCCGCCACGGGAGCACAGCCCCCUCCAGGCUCUGUUGCAGGGAAGGGGCAUUUGCGCCAAGCACACCAGGACUAGUCCCACUGAGAGGCCCCCCCCCACAGGUCCACAUCCCUCACACAGUGGUGACAUUGAAAAAGCGCCCUGCCGCAAGCUGCUCAAUAGUGUCCUGAGGGGUCUCGAGCUGACAAUCUUCCAGUCCGACCGCGACAUCUAUAUACCCAACUGUGACACUCGUGGCUUCUACAGGAAAAAGCAGUGCCGCUCCUCCAAGGGCAUGCAGCGUGGCCAUUGCUGGUGCGUGGACGAGCUCGGCACGCCCGUGCCCUCACGUGCCAGCGAAGAUGGUACUUUACCGUGCGAUGGGGAGUGAGGGAUGAGUCUGUCCUAUUGCUCUGAGCCUGGAGGAAGAGGAGGAGGAGGUGGAGGAGGAGGUGGAGGAGGUGGUGGUGGAGGAGCAGGAGCACAGGGAGAGGGGGGGUGGCUUUAGCAUGUGCUAGACACUGCCUGGACAGGAGGUAGCAGGGAUAAACCACUUCCUACACACCGGUAAACGUUCAUGUCCUCUCUAGAAGCAAGACACACACACUCUCACAGUCCAGCAGCAGCAACAAUAACAUCUGCCUGAAUGUUCAACAGUUGCAGCAACGUCUCUGUGCGUCGUCUGGCGACAUGCUGCAUGCUCACAUUAAUGCUCCGUGAACUGCCUCAGUGAAACCAAGCGGUAUUACUCCGAAUGAUCUCUAUAUUCCCUGGCUCUUGUCCUGGCUUUAUGGUAGAUUUUCUUUCAUUUUGUUUUAUUUUGACCUUUUUACUUUUAGGAUAGCUGACACUGCCUGUGUUUGUUCUGAUCUCAGUGGGCUGAAAUACUGUUACGCAGGUGAUGUGACACAAACGUUUGACAAAUGUGUCUCCCUCACCGUCCUCUCUCCCUCUCUCCAAAGAUACACUGAUAUCAACAUACCUAAUUGACAGAAUAUUUCUUUUUCUAUUAAUUUAUUUUUGAGUAUGUAUUUCCAUCAAGUACUGCUUGAAUCUUACAGUAUCUUAUAUGUAUGUAAAGUCAGAAAAAAAUAGUCAUACGAACAUGAUCCUGGAUGCUUCUGUUUUUAUUUUAUUUGUCAAAAUGGCGUUCUGACUGCUUAUUAGUUGAUUGUUUGUACAUAUGUUGGAUUUUUGUGGUCGACUGUGUGUUCUGAAGUGGCAGACAAAAAGCUUACGGCUGUUACCCUUUUCAAAAAAAAAGUUGUAAGGCAUAUUUUUAUACACGUCAAUAUAAUAUUUUAUAUAUGAAUUGUUGGUUUAUUUAAUGAACUACAGUACAAUGCCAUGUAUUUUUAUAUUGUCAGCAGUUUCUUAUUUAAAGACAGAGAUUAUUUUAUUUCAUGUUAGGGGAAGUGUUGCGCUUCAGAGGCACCUCUAUGGCAAAACUCAUCACAUUCAUCAGAGCUCUAUUCUAUUAACUGCUGUACAUCUUAUGGUUAUAUCUCAUGUGUUUAAUUUCCUUUUUUUAUUUAUGCUUUGUUUAUUUGAGAAUUGAGAAUGUCCAUGUUACUAUUAUGUUUUAUUUUGGCACAUCAUACUAUAAAAAUUCUGAUUUCAAUAGAGGGGAAAAAAAUAUAUGAUCAGAUUUGUUCUUGUUAUAGUAUGUCUUUCCCAAGUCCUUGCAAAAGUCAUGAAAUCGUGUGCUAUUAAAAGUGUGAUUAGAAUUUAUCUAUUUCUGACCAAUCUUGUUGUGCCAAUGUGUGUGCCGUGAUGACAGGUCCAUGCACAAAGGACCUUAAGAUUUGCAAAUAUGAAAAUAAAACAUAAUGAUAAUAAAAAUGGAGAAGAAUAAAACAUAUAUUAAUAUAACAA
Molecule: messenger RNA, 2487 nt
Organism: Lates calcarifer (barramundi perch)
Lineage: Eukaryota; Metazoa; Chordata; Actinopteri; Centropomidae
Gene: igfbp6b
Product: insulin-like growth factor binding protein 6b
Exons: 4
Coding region: 398-1003 (201 amino acids)
Biological process (GO): regulation of insulin-like growth factor receptor signaling pathway
Cellular component (GO): extracellular region
Molecular function (GO): fibronectin binding; insulin-like growth factor I binding; insulin-like growth factor II binding
Source: RefSeq, a predicted model, not a curated record